UUUCUGUUUUGUUGCCCUAAGCCAUCUUCCACGCCGAAACUGCAGUGGAACGCGUGACGCGUCCAAACCGCCGCCUCAUCUUCGACUUCGUCUUCCUCCCCUGCCGCCGCACUCCACAGCAAGCUACGAAGCUCAAGCCACAAAAUCCCAAGCGACGCCGCGCUUGACAGCUGAAGAUGAGCAUCCAUGGAGACGGCGCCGGCGACUACGAGUCUGACGAAGAAGGAGAGGUGUUCUUGGACGAGGAUGAUAUUAUCCAGGAGAUCGCCAUUGACGAGGAAGAUCUUCCCGACCGGGAUGAAGAGGUGGGCUCGGACGGUGGUAUGGUAGAAGAAGCUGAUGAUUCUGUGUUUGUCUUCAGGGGCCAUUCAGACGAAAUAUAUACUGUUUCAUGCAGUCCAACAGAUGCAUCUCUUGUUGCUACUGGAGGUAAAGAUGAUAGAGGAUUUUUCUGGAAAAUUGGUUCAGUGGAUAGCAGUCUAGAGCUCCGAGGACAUCAAGAUACUGUUUCUACUGUGGCAUUCAGUUUUGAUGGACAAUUACUUGCAACUGGAAGCUUUGAUGGGCAUGUUCAUAUAUGGGACACUAGUUCAGGUAGUCUUAAGUUUACACUUGAAGGUUCUGGAGAAGGCUUUGAGUGGCUUAAGUGGCACCCAAGAGGGCACUUGCUAAUAGCUGGUUCAGAAGAUGCAAAUGUGUGGAUGUGGAAUGCUGACAAAGGUGUCUGUCUCAAUACAUUUUCUGGUCAUGGAAGCACUGUCACGUGUGGUGAUUUCACUCCUGAUGGUAAGAUCAUUUGUACUGGUUCUGAUGAUGCAUCACUGAGGAUAUGGAACCCUAAGACUGGAGAGUGUUUCCAUGUUGUUAAAGGGCAUCCAUACCACACUGAUGGAUUGACAUGCUUAUCAAUAACCUCUGAUUCUACUAUUGCAAUCACGGGCUCAAAGGAUGGCUCUGUUCACUUGGUGAACAUAACAGUAGGACGGGUAAUCAGCUCAUUAAGUUCUCACACGGCCUCUGUGGAGUGCAUUGGGCUUAAACCAAAUGCACUUUGGGCGACAACAGGUGGGAUGGAUCAGAAGCUCAUUAUAUGGGAUCUGCAAAGCUCUUCAGUGCGAUGCACAUGUGAUCACGAGGAAGGAGUGACGAGCCUCACAUGGUUGGGCACAUCUCAGUAUGUUGCAUCUGGUUGUGUCGAUGGAAAGGUGCGAAUCUGGGACAGUCUUUCAGGUGGCUGUGCCAGAACCUUCAGUGGCCACGCAGAUACCAUCCAAUCUCUUGCUAUUUCUGCCGACGGGAACUCCCUCGUCUCGGUUUCAGACGAUGGCACAGCCCGCGUUUUCUCAAUCUCAGAGUUCAAAUAGAAGUUUUCAAUAUAUGGCUCGUGCUUUCCAUAGUGUAAAAUAUUUGAAUGCAAGCUUUUUAAAGGUACUGAUGAUACAACAACAUAAUGUUGGAGCUGAAUUCGAUCGACCUUAUUUAUAGCUCGAGUGUCCAUGGUUGUAGAGCAAACAAGGAGGGGAGUAUCAAAAGAUUGUUUCGCAUUAUAUGAAAUUUCAUUCAAUAUGUAUGCCUUCCAAUGUGCAAUUAUCAUAUAUUUAUUUGAACUACUACUUGUUGGAUUGAUGGACAAAUCUCAUUUAUUAUCUUAAUCUCUCA
This is a messenger RNA of Zingiber officinale, 1659 nucleotides long. Its product is annotated as angio-associated migratory cell protein-like. The transcript has 12 exons. Gene Ontology annotation, molecular function: protein binding. NCBI's taxonomy places the organism in Eukaryota, Viridiplantae, Streptophyta, Magnoliopsida, Zingiberales, Zingiberaceae. The record is from RefSeq and is a predicted model, not a curated record. The coding region runs from base 177 to 1364 and encodes 395 amino acids.